GUGCGCAAAGCGGGUUAGAGCUACACUGUAUUUCAUCCACGCAAAAAAAGGGGGGGAACAGGGGGGCGCAUCCCACCAUUUCCAGAGUUCCAACAACUUCACCGGCCUGGUGUGCUGAUCCCUCCGGCUAGCCCUGGCUGCAGAGAAGGAGAACGGGGAGCUUAAGGAACUAAAACACGGACGGUGCCUGCAGAUUAUCUCUUAACUUAGGUGCAGUGAAAAAAAAGGCGACGUUUCCCCAGGAGGAACUCUCUAAGUGUUGGAAACUUCCCAGCGCAACAUCGAUCGAGGACCUCCCGCCCACAUUACCUCUGAUCCACACUACUGGAAGAGGGGGGAGAGAGAGUUCUGCACCCGCUGCAGUGGAUGGAGAAACAAAGGCUAUGGUUCAACUAGAAGAGCUCCUUUGAUUCAAAAAACACACAACUCUCCUUUCUCUCCUCGCCUGCUGUUUUCCUAAAAAGACUCCCAUCAUCGUAAAGGCAAACCUGCAGCCUCUUGGAUCUCAGUUUUUUUUUGGGAACCCGGCCAGGUUCUACUUAGUGCAAGAGGGAAUCACCACAGACGUGAAAUUGAUGCUUUGGUACGCAGAGGCGCACGACCGAUCCUCUAGUUUUGCCAAAGUCUCCUACUGCUCAGUGAGGGAGGUAGACUAGUUCAGUACGAAGUGGGAUUUGCAGAAGUUGCAUGCUUGGUCUUUGUCAUUUCGAGUGAGUCCUAUCCAUCCACUCUCCAGAGAAGAUCCGGAUAGUUGAGGCUAUGGCGAUGUGUGUGGGGAUAUGGAUACUCCUGUUGGCGCUGCAUAUCCAAGCUGGCAACAGUCAGAUGGUCCAGAUGGACCCCAGUAAGUCUGGCUUUGUGGGUUCACAAGUGGAGCUGCGCUGCAUUUUCAUCAAUAGUAACCCACCUGUCAAGAUCUCUCAAGUCACCUGGCAGAAGCUCCUUAAUGGCACCAAACAGAAUGUGGCCAUAGCCAACCCUGCCCUCGGUGUGUCCGUUCUACCACCUUUCAAGGAGCGAGUCAGCUUCAAGCAAGCAGCAGUUCGUCACCGUACGCCCUCACUGGAGGACACCACCAUCAUGUUCUCCAACUUGCAGUUGUCUGAUGAAGCUGCCUACAUCUGCGAGUACACCACGUUUCCUGCAGGCAACCGUGAGAACAUGGUCAACCUCACAGUAUUUGCUCGCCCUAUGACACGUAUGACCUUGACAACACCCACCAUUGUGGCCAGGGCUCAGAAACGCAAGAUGACUGUUGCCACUUGUGUAUCAGCCAAUGGGAAGCCCCCAAGUGUGAUCAAGUGGGACACCAGGUUGAAGGGUGAAGCCACUUACCAGGAGACUCGCAACCAAAAUGGGACGGUGACGGUACGGAGCAACUACGUGGUCAUACCGAGCCGGGAGACCCACAAACAGAAGCUCACAUGUAUUGUGACGUACCGAAAUGAGAAGAUCACAGACAGCGUGGUGCUCAAUGUGCAAUAUGAACCCGAGGUGAAGAUCGAGGGCUUUGAUGGGAACUGGUACCUGAACCGUCAGAAUGUUCAGCUGACCUGCAGGGCUGAUGCUAACCCCCCUGUCACGAUCUACCAGUGGAAACUUUUGAAUGGCUCCCUGCCCAGUAAUGUGGAAAUCAAGAACAACACCCUGUUCUUCAAGGGGCCGGUGACCUACGACCUGGCCGGCACGUACGUCUGUGACGCAACCAACGGCAUAGGGACUCGCACUGGCAUCGUGGACGUCAACAUCACAGAAUUCCCUAACAACCCACCACCUGGGGGCCAUGAGAUCCCGCAGGAGCAGCACAAUGCAGGUGCCGCCAUCGGGGGCGCUGUGGGGGGAGUUGCCCUGUUGGGCGUGGCGGCCAUACUGCUCUUCAUAUUCCUGCGCCGCCGCCAGCGCACCUUCAAGGGAGACUACAGCACCAAGAAACACGUGUUUGGAAACGGUUACAGCAAAGCCGCGCACCCUCCCAUCCCCAAGAACCUGCAGUAUCCGGAAGACUCGGAUGAUGAGAAGAAGCCUGCCCAGAUUGGCGGUCCCGGAGGGUUUGAGGCGAGUGAGCGCGAUUUUGAUGCCGAAGCAGAGGACCUGAAGAGGCCCUAUUUCACUGUGGACGAAGGAGAGAGCCGAGAUUAUGAUGAGCGGACUCUGGAUUUCCAGUAUGACCCUGAACCUGAGAUAGCCGAUGAUAUGAUCUCUCAAACCGAUGGCUCUGUCAUUUCUAAGAAAGAGUGGUAUGUGUAGUGGCAUUCAACAACCAAACCAAACAACCCCUUGUCCCCCACUUGCAUUCCACCACACCCUUCACCUCCAUCACCUACCCCACCCUCCCAUUUGUCAAACUGCACCCUUCAAGUCCCCUUCCUCUUUUGGUCAACCUAGUACCCCCUUCCCCCUGACUCCCCCCCACAUCAGACCCCAUCCAACUAAUCUCUAUUAGAAGAUCAAGAGUCUAUUUAAAGUGCUAGCAACAUCAACUUCUCAACAUGACGGCAUUGGUAUCAAUUCCAUCAGUCGAAUGAGCAAAGAAUACAAACUAAGGUAUGUAAUUGGACUCGUUGUCACUGACGUACGAGACCAGGGAGGUGAUCGGUUGAUUAAUACUGGUGUAUUAUUCUUUUUGUGUCAUGUUUUUUUUAUGUUAUAAAUGUAUUAAAUGUGUAAAAAGAGACUGCAGGUUGAGGUUUUGCUGAGCACAUUUGUGAAAGUCCUACACUGGAUGUACGAUUUGUUUUUUUGUUUUGUUUUUCCAGUACCAUUGCUGUUUUGUUAUUUUUCUAAUGUCCUUUUGUAUGAUUUUUAAGUGACCUGAGAAUUGAGAGUUAAGUGUCUGACAUAAUUACAGGUGACGUUCUUAGUGUUUGUAAUUUUGUGGUCAAAUGUUUCAGAGAAAGAAAAAAAAAAUUAAGUCAUACAAGCACCUCUAUCAUUUCUCUUGUUUCUCUCUGGGUUUAGCAUUCAUGAAAUUACACUUUUUUGUAUUUUUACAGCAUUAAAUACAGAUAUGUUAUUGCUGUUUUCCAAAGACAUGCUUAGUAUUACUUGACCCCUGUGUGUAUAUGCUUGAUCUAUUUCUUUACUGAGAGGGAGUCAGUCUACUGAGCCGUAUGGAUAUGGCAGUAACAGAUAAAAAUCAUACGGUCUUUUUAAUUUCCUUUCCUAAAUUAAAAAAUAAAUAAAAAUAAGGCCCACGUCAAUGAAUCAGAGUAGCAAGGGAGAGAAGGGCUACAACCGUACCUUACAUAACAACACACUUUUCAGUCACGUCCAAAAGGGGUUUGAUGAAUCUCACAGAAAACUUCAAUAAUUGCUCUGAAAUGUCAUGUUUGUCACUUGACUUGAACAGGUUUUACCCGUGUAAAUGAGCUCAAGAAGUUACCACUGCAAUGAAAUGUCUUUUUUGUGUGUGUGUGUGCUGAGUGGUCAUAAUUAUGUUUUAUUCUAACCCUUUUUUUAUCAAAUGGAUGUCAGAGAAAAGUGUUUGGGGAGUAUCCCAAUAAUGACUCUGUCUCUUCUUAUAAUUGUGUGACUGUGUACUGGAGAAUACGCUUAAGUCUCCCCACUUACACCAACAGCAUUGCUAUGAGGAGUCGUCCAUGGACACAAAGAAUACGGAUACGAGGAAAAUGUCACCCGUUGCAUAUAGUUACAUCUACAGAGAAAAUAUUUUAACAUGUAAAGGGAAUUGAAAAUAUGAUGGUGGCCAUCCUGGAGUACAAUAAGUCACCUGCUGCUUUCAUGGUGGGUUUUUUUUCUCCAUCUUUUUUUUCUGAAAUGAAUUUAAGUAGCUGUUAGGGGAUUUUAAAGGAAUGAAUGGUUUUCUGUGUCUUAAUAUUGGCAUCUAAAUAUGCCAAUGUCUAUACAAUGACCCUGUCUAAAGGCAUUAUAUAUAUAAAUCUAUAUAUAUAUAUAUAGAUAUAUAUAUAGAUAUAUUUAUAUAUGGCUUUUUAAAUCUGUUAACAAGUGCCAGUGGUUGCUAGAAUAGCAAAUGACAUGUUUCUCUCCAUCACACAAUCAGCAAAGUGAAUUUGCUUCAAACAAAAAAAGUUCAAUAUGAAACAUGGGAUAAGACAAGCAAAGAAUUAAAUACAUGGAUAUAAGUGCGAUAUCUGACUGGCUCUGAACAAUAUAAAUACUGUAUUAAGCCUUACUUUAUGCAUGUUUUUGUGUGGGAGUGCGUAUGUUGCUAUUUUUUCUGUAUCAAUUCCAGUGUGUCUUCCCUCAUUUGCAGCUCAAAAGACAGCACUUUUUCAGUGUUGUCAGUAUUGACAAAGAUAUGAGUUUAUGGGCACUCAGUACCCAGAGACAAUAUUACAGUUAACACACGAGAGUGUAUGAAUAUAUAUAUAAAUAAAGAUGAAAAAAUAGCAUCUCUGUUGGCUGGAGAUGUGAAUGUCUUACAGUCCAUGCUUGUCUACUGUAUGUUUUUAGAUGAGCAUGUUAAUCAUGAGCCUCAAACUAUAUUGUACUUUAAACGCAAAUUAACAUUGCAAAGUGGGGAAAUCAUGUUAAAAGUCUGCUGAUAUCAGCUUACUUCACUUAAAUUUUCUCAAGGAUUAUUUCUGAUUUUGUUAAGUGUCUCCACUACAGUUGGAGAGCGAUACCUGAGGUUUGCAUCAAAAAGUUUCAGAGGGGGGAAACUAAUUGACAGCAGUGGGGUUGCUCCUUUCCAAGUGCAAAAGUAAAUUGCAAUUUUAUAGCCUUUGGUUUAUUGUUCAGCUGCUCAGAUAAACUGCUUUGCUGUAACAUUUCACUUCCACAAGACAAAUGUAUGAAUAGCAUGUUUUUAUCUUUUUCUUGCAUUCAGUGCCUAUCAAAGUCAGGAGUAUUAAGGUAGUCUGAACAGUUGCUGCUCCAUCAUUUAAAAGGUGCAGUGUGUAGGAUCUAGUGGCAACAAGCAGUGAGGUUGCAGAUUGCAACUCUCUGAAUACCCUUCCGUUCCAAGUGUGUAGGAGAACCUAGGGUGGCCUCAAGAUUCUCGAGAAAACACGGCCCUCUCUAGAGCCAGUAUUUGGUUUGUCCAUUCUGAGCUACUGUAGAAACAUGGCGGUACAACAUGUCGGGCUCCAUGGAAGAGGACCUGCUCCCUACGUAGAUACAAAGGGCUCACUCUAAGGUAAUGAAGCCACGAUGAUUUUCAGGUGAUUAUACACUACUUAAAAUGUACUAAGGAAUAUUAUGAAUAUUAUAUUCAAUUAUUUUAAGUCUGUUCUGCUACAGUAGAUGCAACUUAAUUCUACACACUGCACCUUUUAAAUUAUUCAUGCCAUUUAAUAGCAUCAUGAAUAACAUAAUAUUGAAAUAUAACAUGAAGUGCAAACCUCUAGAUCAAAUGAUGAUUCUUUAAUUGCAUUGAAUUUCUGUUAGUCUUGUGCAGAUGUUAUUCCAUCUGAGCUCAACCACGAUAUUAACAGUGCAUCUUUACUUGAUCUUAAUCUCAACUGAUCUAUUAAAAGCUGCAUUCAUUGCCAUUUUAAAGUUAAAUGAUUUCUAAAUGGUGAUACAGCACUUUUUCCACUCAAAGCUGGAUAGUUUAUGUUUGAAAGAGAUCAAACUUUUGCAACAUAGUCACACAUCGCUGACUUUUCUAAGCACAACAAUCAAAACACUAAUCCAGUGGGGGAAAAAAAUUAACUUGUAAAUUUGAAUUUUAAAAAAAUGCAAUUUUGGCUCAAAGCAAAGAUCAACUUGACCCCUUUUUGAAAGCACAAGUUUAGGGUUUCAUUUCUCUUUUUUUACUGCAUACAUUAUGAAACCACUGCCACACUUGCUUCUCAGUCAUGUUGGAGAAAGAAAGACCUUUCAGAUUUGAGUCGACAUUCUGUAUACUGGUAGACGUAAACAUUGUCUUCAUGUUGUCGGGGUGUUAUGAGUUUCUAUUUUGUAAUAAUGACUGUAACUUCAUUCCAUCCUAAUCUACUUUUUGUAUUCAGUAUGUUCAACAUUCCACUGUAAAUAAUGUAUAUAAGGUUGAGAUUAUAGUUGGGAUUUAUUUAGGGACAACUGUGUAGGGACCCUGGUCAUGUAAAAUAUACCCUAUUUUGACUGCAAACAGAGAGACUUGGUGAUGAAUAGAUGAAGUUGAUGCAUAGCUUAUUUCCAAAGUCCCACCUAAAAAUGCUCCUCCAGUACAUUUUUAAUAUUGCCACUAGCGGCUUCACUGUCAUACAAAGGGGUGAUGCAUACAGUUUGUUGAUUUAAUGUUAUUGAAAUAAAAUCAAAAGAGAGAAAUUGUCUGUAUGCAGCCAUGUGAAUGUAUAUUUCUGAGGGUGUUACAAAUAUGAAAAAAAUCUCUUGUUCAAUUGUGAUGACCCAGUGAAGUAACUUGUAUUUGUUUUAAGCAUUAAAUGAGUUCAAUAGUCAACAGUGCCCUGUCCCAGUUCACUGAUUGGAUAGAUGUGUGUAUCUGAUUGAAUAUGGUUUAGGUCUGCAAUACAUUUCUUAUCGCUGUAUUGAUUUAGGUAAUUGUAGCUCUUUCCCAAUAGCUCUGAUCAGAAAUGUAUCCCUGUCAGCUUACACAGGUGUUAAUGUUGAUUCAUUUCUUCGGCUCCGUCACGUUCUGUGAGCCUUACAUGUAAGAUGUAAAAAAGAUUUGUUCUGCAAAUAAACGUAUGUAGUUUUGACAAAGACAGACAAUAUUUAAAUCUGCACCUCAUUUUGCUUUCCUUCCAUAUCAAAUGUAUUUGUGGACAAAUCUUCAGAGCACAGAGCAUGUUCAAGCAUCCAGCUUCUAAAUAGAACAACAAUUUUACAUUGCCGUGUCCAAUAUUCUUCUAGUUAUUACCGUUCCAGUUUUCAAAAUGAAAAGUCUGCAGUGUUAAUGCAGGAUGAU
Scomber japonicus (chub mackerel) is the source of this 6835-nucleotide messenger RNA. RefSeq names its product nectin cell adhesion molecule 1b (gene nectin1b). Gene Ontology annotation, biological process: homophilic cell-cell adhesion; heterophilic cell-cell adhesion; protein localization to cell junction. The record is from RefSeq and is a predicted model, not a curated record. Gene Ontology annotation, cellular component: adherens junction. NCBI's taxonomy places the organism in Eukaryota, Metazoa, Chordata, Actinopteri, Scombriformes, Scombridae. The transcript has 6 exons. Bases 760 to 2247 code for a protein of 495 amino acids.